Molecule: messenger RNA, 2731 nt
Organism: Ostrea edulis (European flat oyster)
Lineage: Eukaryota; Metazoa; Mollusca; Bivalvia; Ostreida; Ostreidae
Exons: 3
Coding region: 16-1293 (425 amino acids)
Molecular function (GO): protein binding
Source: RefSeq, a predicted model, not a curated record
UGUAUAAAAGCUAGGAUGUGUAUCUCUGAUGUCAAAAUCAGAACGAUGUUGCUUUGGAUUGUUUUCACUUGCCUUAGUUUUCUGUGUAUCACAGAGUCGAACAUAUUGUCUCCCCUGACUGAUGGUGAAAUACAGAAUGUCACAAGUCUGGUGGGCGUGGACUUGGAUAACAGAAACACCGACGUCUUCAGACAAUUACUAAACCAGGAGACACUGAUCAGAAUUGCGCUGGUUAAAAAUGUCCACUCGCUUAUGAAAGACAUGGUGGAUCUAAAACAAAGUAUGGGAACCACCACCAGACAACUCCUGGAUGCGGAGAAAGAGAUAGCGCAUCUAAAACAAAACGUUAUCUCACUAAAGACCGAAAACCAGAAUCUGAAAGGAAAAGUUCUAAAAUUUCAACAAGUAUUGGAGGACAUUGACCGGAAUUUCACUCUGGCCGCCAAAAGCCGUAUUGAAUAUGAGAAGGAACUAGAUACGAAAAUGUCAGUGUAUGAGAAGAACACUUCCAAGAUACUGGACGACAUCAAAGUAGAAGUUCGGUAUUUAUCUUUAACGUUGUUAGACCUCAAGGAACACAAUUUGGCUGUGGAAAUAUCUAUUCCGAAACUCGUAGAAAAGAAGUUCACACUUUUGUCCGAAAGAAUGAAUGAUUCGCUCGUGUGGAUGAAGGGAAGUCUUCUCUCUUCCAACAAUUAUCAUAAACAAUUGUCGAAAAACUUAUCUGACGUGGAAAAUUAUCAAUCCACUAUAAUGAAUAUAUUGUCAGAUAACAUUAACAAAACCAUGUAUGGUAUCAAAGCGGAAGUUGAACAAUCCCAGAAUGAUCAGUUGAAGCUGUCAUCUGCUGUGUCGUCCCUGGAGGUUUUUAGAAUGAAUAUGUCAUUAAAUAGCUGUGGCGGGAAAGCAGCUCCUGUAGGAUUUACUGUGGGCGUGACGAGCUCCUCAUCUUCCUGGUCUGGUAGUACCUUGGUGUUUCCUCACGUUGUUUAUAAUGGUGGAAAUGGAUACAACCCCAGCACCGGAAUCUUUACCUCACCCACUGACGGGACAUACGUGUUCUUUGUCAAUGCUAAUGUGUACGAUAGUAAUUAUCUAUACUUAGAUAUUGUUCUUAAUGGGAACUCAAAAGUUAGAUCAAUGUCGCAUAAUUCUGCAAAUUAUAUGACGGGAACAAACAUGGCUGUACUUUUGCUAAACAAAGGGGACAGAGUUUGGGUCAGACGACACGGAGGAACAGGAUACUAUUCCCAUUCUGUGCCCAUAACAGCAUUUACUGGCUUCCUUCUCUGAUGACAAUAGAUCAAACGAUAAACACUAGUCAACAGUAAUUGAUAUGCACUGAUUAUCAUUAUUAAAGUAGAAACAAAACAGUCAUAUUACAGGGUAUGCUAUUCUGUAGUCUUAGUGACUGUUUCAGUGACAGUUUACAAAGCCAACCCACAAUGGUAAAUUCAUUUUUCAGUAUUGCACUUAUAGACACGAAAAACAUUAAGAUGUGAUAUCGUGGUGUCACGUGAUUCAGCAAAUCUCUGUGAAAAAGUAGACCAGUCAUCCAUCGUUUUGUCGACAUGGUUAAUUUCACAGAUCUAGAGUGUAAUCCAAUUUUCUGGCACAGGCACUUGUUUCAUACAUGAGUCCCCCUCCUUAAUAAUUAUUAAGGAGUGGGGACUCAUGUAUGAAACAAGUGCCUGUGUUUUCUGGACUGCACUUUGGUUUUCUGAUUCCGUGAAAUUGAUUACACCACACUGCAUCAACGCUUAAUUGUGUUUGUAAAAAAAAGAUUAAUAACCGCAUCACAGACUAGGCAAGGUACAAAUUAAUGUCACUUUAAUUAGGGAAUUCUGCUAAUCAGAAAUUCAUUUAUCUUUAGAUCUGUUCGUUAUCUUCACCUUACAUCAAAAGAGAUGUGAAACCAAAGAGAUGAUGGCAUUUGCACUGCUUUUGAAAUCAAAUACAAAAUGGGCACUUUAAAGAAAUUUUCACGAAAAUUACACCCGAUGCCUUGCCCUCUUUAUUCCUCACGAACAUAUUAACAGCUGUGAAGGAGAAACUUCAAACGUACUGUGCGACUACAUAUGUUAGAAGUUGUGUAAAUCAAAUGUGGAUUCUAAAAACAUUCUAAAGAACUUUUAGUAAAUUUGAAAUCGCAAAACUUUCUUAAAUCAACAAAAUCAAAACCUAUGACUAUUCAACACUAUACACGACCAUUCCUCACGAUAAAUUAAAGACUACACUUUUGACAUCAUAGACAGUUGCUUCUUCAACAAAAUUGGAGAACUGAAAUAUUCAUAUCUACUGUUCAAUCAUCCAAAAAAUUACUUUGCUAAACACCACUCUGAUUCCAUAUACAAGUACUCUGAAGUUGAAAUAAAAAUAUGCUGGAGUUCUUCAUUGACAAUAUCUUCGUUGUCUUUGGUGAUCAGAUCUUUCAACAGUCUGUUGGAAUUCCAAUGGGUACGAAUUGUGUUACUUUGUUAGCUAACUUACGCUGUGCAGUAAACAUUAGACCUACACAUGUAGCCUACACAUAUCUUCUGUUAUCAAGAUUAUUUGCAAACACCACCUUGUGUUUUUAAAUUUGAUUAGACUAAAAGUACAUAUGCUCCAGUUAUGCAAGGAAGGUUUUAUGGGUCGACGCUUCCUCAGUUUGAAUCCUUGCGCGGUGCAAGUGAUUUCUAUUUCUCAGUGUUAGUUUACUUUUUUGUAUAAAGAAGACUUGUACAGUGUA